Messenger RNA from Acanthamoeba castellanii str. Neff, 1905 nucleotides. RefSeq lists its product as uncharacterized. The transcript is spliced from 13 exons. Gene Ontology annotation, biological process: intracellular protein localization; Golgi to plasma membrane transport; exocytosis. NCBI's taxonomy places the organism in Eukaryota, Discosea, Longamoebia, Acanthamoebidae. Gene Ontology annotation, cellular component: exocyst. The record is from RefSeq and is a predicted model, not a curated record. Bases 1 to 1905 code for a protein of 634 amino acids.
AUGACCGAUUCGAUAAAGACAAAUAAGAAGAAGGAGGUCGCCGCCCACGCGCUGCAGAACAACGUCUUCCACAACUACCCGCGCUUCAUCUCCACCUCCAAGGAAAUACAGAGUAUGGAGGAGGACAUGCUUGAGGUGCGCAACAUGAUGACCAAGUGCGGCGGCAUUCUCAAGACGCUCGAGGGCACCCAAGUCACAUCGCAGGCCAAAGAAGGUCGAAUCACAAAGCCGGGCCUCGCCAUCAAGCCGCCGACGGGCCUUGCUGGCCUCGCUGACUUCAGCGACGAGGGCGUGCCGCUCGACGACCUCCUCUCAGAACUCGACGUCUACAUCGGCGAGCGGCGCUACCGCGAGGCGUCGGACCUGCUGCAGCGGGUCGAGACCAUCGUCGACCAGCACGCCCGGCUCGACUCGAGCCUGGGCAAGGGCCGGAAGGCCAACGAGCUGCAGAAGCGGAUCGAAAAGCAGCGGCAGCAGCUGGCACGCCUUCUCAUGCACGACCUCAAGAGCCCCGCGCUGCACAAGAGCGAGCACCGUCUGCUGAUCACAUGCCUCCUCAACCUGGGUCUUCCGCUCGUUGCACGCGAUCUAUUCCUCGAUGCGAGGUCGGAGCGCAUUCGGGCGGACAUCCGAAAGCUGCAGUUCGACGGCGAUCUGGUGAAACACGUGGAGGAGCUCUCGCGCAUCGUCUUCACCACGAUCGCCGCCUCGUGCGACGAAUUCCGCGCCCACUUCCCCGACCCGUCGCUCUCCUCCGGGCUGGUGGUGUGGGCCGUCGAGGAGGUGAGCAAGUUCGCCCAGCGGCUGAAGCGGGUCGUGUUCGCGUCGAACGACUUUCAUGCCAUGGCGCGCUGCGUGCACGUGGCGAUGCUCUUCAGCAAGCUCACCGAGGACAAGGGCCUGGCCCUCGGCUGGAAGCUGUGGACGCUCUUCUCCGAACAACUGCUCGCCUCGCUCCAGGCCUAUGCCCAACGCAUUCGCAACGCCCUCUCGAAUCAAGUAGCCAACGAAAACUGGGUGGCACGCAUGCACUGGGUCUACGACUCUGUGCCCCGCCAACAGACCGACGAACACGAGGGCCAGGUGGAGCUCAAGCUUUCCGAGAGCGGGAAAUAUCUGUACUCUUCCCUCCAAGCCUUCGCCGACAACGCCGCACUUGUGCUGCACCCCACGAUGGUGAACAAGGUGGUCAGCAUGGUGUGCGCCAUGCUGGUCGAGUACCUGAACACGCUGGCCCAACAGCUCAAGUCGCCCAGUCUCAACGACAAGCAGGUCCUCGCCAUCCUGGUGAAUUGCCGGGUGGCUGUGCACCAACUGCUGCCCAACGUGCUUGGCCUGUUCUAUGCGAAAGAUCAGGAACAAACGCGAGCGCGCAGUGCGACUGUAGAGCUGGCCAUCGAAAAGGCCGAGAAGCGCGUGUGGAACUCGUUCGCCAACACCCGCGCCGACAACAUUGUCUUCGAGAAGCUCAAGUGGAAUGAGACCGACUACUCUUCCUCGAGCGUGGAUGUGGAGGGUCCGUCGGGCAAGUUCGUGCGGCUGUACGAAUACCUCAAGCAGCUGACGGAGUGGAUCGCCGACGAGCUCGAUCCCGCGUGUGCCACACCUAUUGCCUCGGCCAUCAUGUCUCACAUCGUCGUUCGCCUCGCUAGUCGGGACACACUGUUCUGGGCUUUCGAGAAGGAACAGGACUCAAAGUCCGCCAAGUUCGGCGCUGGUGGCAUUCAGCAGUUCAUCGUCGACCAGCGCUACCUCAUGCAGUUCUCUGCCCGCUUCAAGUGCGGCGAAGAGGUGAACACGAGCCUGAUGGAGAUGAUACAGCGGGCGGUCAUCGCCUACUGCCGAUCAUCCGGCUCUGAGCCUCAAACCAUUAUCAAGGUGAUCACUGCGGCUUCUGACGCGUGA